Messenger RNA from Sitodiplosis mosellana (orange wheat blossom midge), 3219 nucleotides. RefSeq lists its product as uncharacterized. The coding region runs from base 711 to 2195 and encodes 494 amino acids. NCBI's taxonomy places the organism in Eukaryota, Metazoa, Arthropoda, Insecta, Diptera, Cecidomyiidae. The record is from RefSeq and is a predicted model, not a curated record. The transcript is spliced from 2 exons. Gene Ontology annotation, molecular function: protein binding.
AUUGUAGAGUUUCACACAAACCGGCUAUAUUCAAUGCUCAGAUUAACCAAAAGUCGUAAAUGGUUGCAUUGUAUACAAAUCGAAAUUUGAUACGAACGAACACACUCUUAGCGACAGUCUCAACCGAUAUCGCUAUGCGUGUAUUCCAUAAAGCAAACAUUCAAUGUGAGAAAAACCCAAACACAGUGGCAAUUCAUUUUUAUUGACUAACGCAAACACAAAACACAUUUUGUUUUGGCUGACCGAUGCCGAUUUAUGUGCACACACAGAACGUGCACUCGUAUCAUGUCUCGCGCCAUCGUCUAAAAGUGCCGGUAUUUUUUUCUUUCAUUCUGUUGCGUACAACUCACCGAUGGAACGAACAAAAGUGAGAGAAAAACACCGUUUCGACGGUGUCUUUAAGCAUCACUUUUACAGUAGCUGAAGCCGAAUCAUCAAGUCACACGCAAACGAAACAUCGACCAGCGAACAUCGUUCAUAAGCACCGGCUUUUUGGACCCCAUUUUCUGUACGAUUUGUGUUUAAAACGAAUAUUUUUAGUUUUUGUUCGUAUAAUUAUUUGUUCGUUUCAUUGUGCUAUUGUUAUUUUGAAAACACGCAUUUUCACCCGACCUGCGAUAUUUCAAAAUUGUUUUUUUCUCUGAUUGUAAAGCCAAUUGCUUGCCCAACACACAAAUUGAACACAAUCCGAGUACCAAGGUAACGGCAAAAUGGUGAAAACCGUCGACACACCGAAGAAGCGUAAAGGCGUUCGCACGAAAAGUUUGAAGAAAGUCAAAAACACACCGUCGCUAACGUCAUUUGGCGACAUGAACGACGAUUGUUUAACGAGCGUUUUUGAUUAUUUGGACACCGCUAGCCUGGUAAAGAUGACCAAAACAUGUCAACGAAUGAAGGACAUUGUUACCGAUCGCGUGAUUCCAAGGAAAAUUGUACAAUUUGGUGAAAUUCGGCGACAAUCAUCAACACGAAAAGCGUUUGAAUUGUUUGGUCCAUCGAUGACACGAAUGAAAAUCCAUGCGGACGACAUUCAAAUGACUCGCCCAGGAUUCACGCGUUUUUCUGAAUUUUUGCGGUUGCUCAUGGCUUAUGGUGAGCCCGGAAAAUUGCAGCAGCUCUCCAUCAGUGGAUUUAUCGAGGAUGGUCGCGAAAUUUCAUCACAAUUGCUCGAAGCUGCUCGUCCUUAUCUCGAAAAUGUUCACACGCUCAGGAUCGAGUUACCGGCGAAUUCGUACAUGGCCGGCACAUUCAGCAACAAGCUCAUGACUCACAUGCCGAAGCAAAAUCUCCGCCAUUUGUGUUUGCACAACAUUCGAUUGAUUGGUGAAUGGCUUUCGGUGGAAUCGAUGCCAAAGUUGGAAGUUUUUCACUUGUCUGUUGGUCGCUCCUAUUAUCCCAGCUACGCAAACAAGACCAUCGAACAGUUGCGAACGUACAUUGCGGAAAAACCACAGCUGACCUGUUUCAAUUACGUUGGACCGAGUCAAGAAUCCAUUCUGGUCGAAGUGUCGCGUCACAUACCGAACAUCGCUCGAAUUUGUACGGUCAAAAAUUUGAUGGUUGAUGGUCAAUCCAAUGGCCAGAAUGACGACAACAACAGCACCAGUAGCGCCGCUUGGGGUCGUCAAGGCUAUCGUGCAAAAUGGAAGCAUCUCACCGAAUUUACGAAUUUGAAGCAAUUCAGCUUGGAAUCACAUGCGCCAGACUUCAAGAAUUGCGGCGAAGUUUUUCGCAUUUUGGCCAACCGAAAUACAGUUGAACAUCUUGAACUGAUCACGGGUCACAUUUGCCAAGACGGCAACAAUCCAGUUGACAUUGAUCAUUUGCGUCAGAUGACGAAUGUGAAAACGCUUCGAUUGGUUGACUUUGGUCGAUUCCAUGGUGACGAAUUCAUGGGUCAGCUCUUUGAAAAUCUCAUCGGCUUGCACGAGUGCACCAUCGAUGGCAGCCAACUGAAACAAGCCCCCAUCAUCAAUUUGGUUGAAACCGGCCGAAACUUGCGCGUCUUGAACAUGGCAACGCUCACAUCGAAAUACUACCGCAAACUGGUGAAGGUUCGCAAGGUCAAUCAUCCAGAACUACUGGGUCAGCCGCUGGUCGUACGCGUCCCCAAGCAAAUCGCCGAUAACUGCACAUCGGAGCUCAACAGCCGCACGUACAAACCAGACAUCAUCAUGAUCCAACCGAUACAGUAAGCAUAAGCGUCUUUUCAGUUGAAUUGAAAGAGACAUCUUAUCGAUUUGUAUUCACGUUUCUUUUUUGUUUAUUCGGGUUCUCUGUUUUGAAAAGUCUCAAGAUUUCCAUUACCCGAAUCAACCUCAUUUUCUAUUUGUAUACGACAUCAAAUGUGUCUUUUUUUCUGUUUAAAACUGAAUCAUUCAUUUGUUUCGAAGAAAUUUCAUAUUUAAUUGUUGAAUAAUUAUAAAAUUGAUGUCGAAAAUUUUCAAUAGAACAAGUGAAAAUGAUCACAGCCUGUAAGAAAUGAUUUGAAAUCGUAUUCGCAGAUAUCAGUGAUGUUCAUAAAUUUAGUCAUUUGCUGAACAAUUGGCCAGGGCCAUUGACAGUUAAAUAGGAGCGAGAAAUUGUGAAUAAAAUUUGAAAUUUGUCAAAAUGAAAGAAAAAAAAAAUGCCAAGAAAAAAGGCUAUCGAAGAAUCAUACAGCUUUAGAAAGCUUAUCUAAAAAUGAUCCGAGCAAUCAUAAAUUCUAAAUGAAAAUCGAAACCAGUUUAUUUUGAAUUGAAAUUUAAUCAAAUUAAACGGAAUCAAAGCUUUAUUGUUUCAAAAACCAUCGACUGAUUCGAAAGCAAACGAAUUUCGAAAUUUUCUUCGCAAAAACUACUUACCUUUCUCUAGAUCUAGAAAACAAAGUUCAUUCCAUACAGAAUUGUACAUCGAUUACUUUAAGAUGAUAGAAACAACCGGAAAAUUUAACCGGUAGUUGAUUUUUUUUUUAUUCAAAUUCUGUUUCGUUGUUCAAUUUUUGCUUCGAUCAUACACAUGGAAAUACUGUUAUUGAAAUGAAAAAAAAAUGAUUAAAAUGAUUUUCCUGUUAAAAAAAACUUCUAAUAGUCCAUAAAAAAUAAAAUUGGCUUUCAGUUAAUUCCGAAAAAAAAAUAAUCCAAAUAAAUGUAAUCAAAUGGCAAAUGUUCGUGUAGAAAUUACGGUCUUUUCGCUUUUUUUCAAUAAACAAAUACAAUAAUAAAGAGAAAAUUAUGACAA